UCUGUCUCAGCCAGAACUGCAGCGAUUGAUUGCAAGGUACAGGAGGGCUUUGGUCAGUUCUUUCAUCUGGAGAACCCCAGGACAACAGAGCAGCCCAGCAGAUGGUGCGGUGGCAUGGCUGGGGCAACGGCUCUGCAUGCGACAGAACUGGGGGAGCUCUGUUCUCCCGGGUAUCCCCAGACCACCCCCACCCUCAGGAUUCUCCCCUCUUUCCUAUCCUGGCCCCAAGGGAAGCUCACAUCUCACCCCUACUUGCUUGCUGGAGGAGGCAGUGAUCAGCAGCCACCAGGAGGUCUUAUUGACCCCAACUGCGCAUCUGAGCGUUCUGCGCCGCAAGUACGGAAGUCAAGCAAGUACGCUGUCAUCAAAACCACAAGAGAAGGCUUGGGGCAACAAGCACGCUUCUGGGAGUGGGGACCUCAGACCCGCAACCGGGGGGUUGCUGCUGGGGGGCUGUUUGAGAUGCUCGGUGUGGAUUUUGGACGCCAACAUGGAAUGAAGGUGGCGGUGGUGCUCACGGGGCAGCUUCUGGUUUUCUUUGUGAAAGCAUGGGCGCAGCAGGACCAGAUGCACGUGGAAGGGCUUAGCGGGGGGGUGGCCUACCUCAUCCCCAGCACCCAGGGCUCCUUCCACAAAGUUGAGUGGCGCUUCGGCAAGGAUCUGAAAAUUGCCAUCCAUGAGAGGGGGGAGAAGGUCCGCUACCCCAACGGCCCUUACAAGGGCCGCCUGGAACUCUUCUCCAACAACACCUUGAGGAUGGACCACCUGAGGAAAAACGACAGCAACACCUACUGGGUGUAUAUGGAGGAUGGUGUGGGCAUAGAGCACCCUGAAAGCAUCCGACUGCAGGUGUAUGAUGCGGUCCCCAAACCCACCAUAAAUUUCAUGGUGGAUGAGAGCAACCCGGAGAGCUGCAAAGUCACGCUGAAUUGCUCGGUGGGGCUGGAGGAUGUCACUUAUGAGUGGUUGCCUCCCAUGAGGAUCACAUCAAAUGGAGGCAGUGAGCUGUUCCUCUCCUUCAGCCCCUUGAUGGAAGUCUACACCUGCGUAGCCAAGAAUCCCGUCUCCUCCAACAGCUCUAGGCUGAUCCACAGGCAUCCCUGCUCCUGGGAAGCUGAGUCCUCUGCUGCCACUACCUCCAUCAAGACCAGCGUGCUGGUGUCCCUCGGAUGUCUCCUCCUCCUCCUCCUCACUCCGCCUUAAUGAUGCAUCACAGUUGAUGCCUAUCCUCCUCCCACUGAGGGACCAGCGUGGAUGCAGCACUCUGACCAUUGAGGGACUGCAGUUCUCCGGGAAUCCAUCACAACCAGCACCCAGGACACACACUCCAGUGACCCCACGUGCUGUGCCGACAUCUCAACCUUUGCUAUGCAACCGUGAACGGUUUCUCAUGGGCAUUCCAUAUCAUGACAACUGUUAGAGCUGGGAGGGCUGCCAGAGAGCUGCAAUCUUCCUUAAAUGUCUGGCAAAACUGUCAGUGCACCAUAGGUGUUCAGCAGUGAUAUGUUAUCCCAAACAUUGUGCCCCACAUUGGGUGCCAUUGGGCCACACUGGAAUCUUUUGUCCCACGAUGGGGUGGGGGGUUUGACUGAGAUAAAGAGAAACUAGUUUAUGAGAACUGGUAAAGGAACGUGAGGUGAUACGGUAUAAAAGGAAUCAAGGGUAAUAAAUCAAAUGAAGGAGAGAGGGACAUGAGCUUCUAACCACGCUGUGGGAUGGCAGUACAGUCAGAAGGAGAUCCUUGUUUGUCACUUCUCCCCCCCUCGGAAACUACAUGGGAAUGACCAGAGCUGAUAGGAGCUGUAGCUUACAGCUCUCGGGAGCCAAGAAACACAGCCCUCCCAGCUUUGACAGUUCAUGACAGUUCACUGCAGGAUGUCAGAUAUGGAAUAUCAAUGAAAACCCGUGACAGCCACAACGAUGCUGUGAGAACACCAGCAAAACAAAUCAAUAAAUUGAUGGUUAACUGCUCAAAA
This is a messenger RNA of Phasianus colchicus (ring-necked pheasant), 1976 nucleotides long. Its product is annotated as SLAM family member 8-like. The record is from RefSeq and is a predicted model, not a curated record. NCBI's taxonomy places the organism in Eukaryota, Metazoa, Chordata, Aves, Galliformes, Phasianidae. Gene Ontology annotation, cellular component: membrane; external side of plasma membrane. Gene Ontology annotation, biological process: T cell activation.